AUGUCAGCUCCCCGUGUCAGUGAUGUGCCUAUGAUGGACAAACUCACCAAUCUCGAGCUCAAUCAUCUGAUUGUAGAGGAGGAAGAACCAGGCAAUUCUACCCAGCCUCUUAGUUAUUUGUUGUCGCGGAUUUUCAGGACAUUUACUAUUGAAGUCCCAGAUGCCACAGAGCUCCAGUUCCGUUAUAUGAUGAAGCCAGCCGCAGGUGGAACUGGGCACUUCCCAGAUCACAUCAUGAAACUGGCAUCGAUCAGUUACCCUAACUCAAAGAGAUUGGAGAUGGAGAAGAGGAUAGCGGGGCGAACAAGGAGUCUGAGACACCUUCUGGUUGACACCGCCAGUAGUGACACCAGCCAAAAACCACAGACGUUGGAGGAUAUCUUCUCGUCGUUCUUCAAUGCUACGUGUGGUGCUGUUGCUCAGAAGAAGCGAGCACAGAUCAUGGCAGCAAAUAGCGGAGCAGUGAUUCGUACAUGGAGUUCACGGAACUCCACGCGCCCUGUCAAGGAUGAUGAAGUAUCGCGGAAGCCUGACCUUGCAUUGUUGGACGACGUAGAGGCUCGUUGGGAUACCAUCAAAGCUGCUUGCGAAUUGACGUCACAGCCAUACACACCUUCAAGUACAAUUGGAAAAACACUCGACAGCAAGGCCUACCUUCUCUUGAGGCGCCAGCCUUGGAGGCGGUUUGUCUUACUCUUUUCCCUUAUGAACGAAUACCGUGAACUGCGAGUCCAUAUUUACGACCACGCAGGUGGUGUCGUAACGCGUCCCAUCCAUAUCGACAAGGCUCCCAAUCGUUACCUGCAUAUCCUAUCGAGCAUUGUCUUCGGUCAUCUUGAAUGUAUUGGUUAUGAUCCCUCCAUUAGUAUCUUCACCAAGACUCUUUGUCCUGCCCAGCUUGAAAACCCAAUUCUCCACCCUUCUACUAGACAACAAAUCGCACUAAAUCAAGUGCAUGGUCCCCAGAUGGACGGUGCGACCGAAGGCACUGUACCAAAUAUGGAUAUUGAUGCAUCCGAAUCUGAGUCUGACUCAGACGUGAAGACCCCACACUCAAAGCUGAACCUCCCUAUGGACCCUCCUCAGAUAGAAAUACCCGAAGACCCUCUUCGCCAACCCUUUUCAGAACCAAUCGGCAGGAUCACAGUUAACGACCAUGCAUACGACAUCCUCGAACUUAUCUUCUCUAGCCAGGGGCUCGUCGGUCGAGGCACUGUCUGUUACUUAGCCAGGAGAGACAAUGAAGAAUACAUUAUCAAGGACCAUUGGGUUCUUGGGGGUAAAGAUGCUGUGUUGAAUGAAGUCGACAUGCUGCAUGAGAUGAAAGGGGUCCAUGGCAUACCAGAACUGGUUGAAUAUUGGCUUGUCGAGGUUGUACCUGGGGAAGUCGAUAAAACUAUGAGCUAUCGAUACAAGGUUUUUGAAAGUAUCAAAGGCGCUCUUCGAGACAUUGUCAAAAUUCAACAGACAGCGGUUGAGGAGUGGGGAAUUCUUUACCGUGACUGUAGUCUCAACAACGCUAUGAUCUGGGAUGAUGGCAAUGGGGGUCAGGGAACCUUGAUCGAUUGGGAAUUCGCCGUGCAUAUUGUUGCAGGUCGAAAAUAUGCUAUCAGUGGGACGGGUACAUUGCUGUUCAUGUCUCGUUCUCUUCUAUGGCAGCUCUCAGAGGCUGUUGCUGGAAGGCAAAGCUCGCAACACAGUCCUCUGCAACGCCCCCCCCCUCUCAUACUACACCACUACCAUGAUGAUCUCGAAUCCCUUUUCUAUGUCUUUGUGUGCAUCUGCAUCGAAUUCAGGGGUCCCCUCGGAGUUAGAUGUGACCUUUCAGCUGAUAGGAGUCAAGAGUGGCUACCGCACCGAUGGUCUACCAACACGCUCCGAGACACCACCAAUGAGAAGACUUCAUUUUUUUUCCACCCAAAUGCGCAAAAGCUCAAACGACAAUUCCACCCCUACUUCACCAGUCUACUCCCGCUUGCAAAAGAUUGGUACGAGUUGAUCAGGAACAAAGGACCAUCGAGUACAGUAACUUUCCAGGAGGUCAUUGAUCUAUUGGAAAUGCACCUCGACAUGCUUCCAAAGAACGAGCCUUCCCCUGAACUUCUGUUCGCAAGGAGAGUCAUUGCAGCGCUCCUGCAAAAGAGAAACGCGAAUGAAUUGGAGGGUAAUGAUACAGAUUCACAAAUAAAUGAACGUCAUGCGACAAUAGUGCUUUUCAAGGUGCGAUGGGAGCUAGAUUUAAAACCCCAAGAAAGGAAAACGAAGCGGAAAGCUACGGAUUCCGACCUCAAAGCACCUGAAGGGCAAGAAGGUGUGGUGAAGAGAGCGUGUGCUCAGGCUGGGUCAACCACCAAUCAAGUGGAUGAGUCGCAACACCCUCGACGGUCAGGACGUCCAGGCGCUGGGAAGGGAGGUAGAGACACUCAGCUGGAGAAAAUUGGCGCCAUCUUGCAUGCCCCAACACGGACCAACCAAGCCAAGGGUAAUACAUCCCUUGAUCCGAACAUUCCUACAAAUCCUCUUGCUCCAGAACCGCCUUGA
Suillus discolor is the source of this 2541-nucleotide messenger RNA. RefSeq lists its product as uncharacterized. The record is from RefSeq and is a predicted model, not a curated record. Bases 1 to 2541 code for a protein of 846 amino acids. The transcript is spliced from 9 exons. Lineage: Eukaryota; Fungi; Basidiomycota; Agaricomycetes; Boletales; Suillaceae.